AUGGCUUCCAUGUCCUCUGAGCAACCUGACCAACAUGGACCGUCAAAAGGACGCACGCCACAAACCAGCACACGGUCUCCUAGGAUUCGAUCUAGUUGUGACGAAUGCUCUGCUGCCAAAGUGAGGUGCUCAAAAGAUAGACCUCGAUGCGAACGAUGUCUGAGCUUCAACGUCGAAUGCAUUUACGGAUACUCCCUGAAACGUGGUAGAGGAACCAGCAAACAACACCAACACGCGCAAGAAGCCUCGCAGCAACAAAAACUCCCGCCUCUUCCUCAACAAAGCCUGUCAGCUUUCGAUAUGGACUUGCAACAUCUCUACUCCGAUAACAUGAUACUGACGCCCUGGAUGACUCCCACGUUCCAAAAUACCGACCUCCUAGGUCUAACCGGCAGCUCAUCAGGUACGAUGGGUUCGAACAUAACGAUGGUCAACACUACCGGUGCUUCUCCAUGGGGCAUUGCAGGCUCGUCCAAACACACGAGCUUGAGUAGCACUUCCGGUUACGAGUCGCUGGACGAACUGGUGUCAUCAUCGCCGUUGCCCGAACUCAAAGACGCGGAGGCCCUCGAUCCAUCGCUGUCUUCACAGUCCAUGGCCUUCUUGAAACCACAGACCGGUCAUGGUUGCUACGAUAUAGCCCACUGCGCUUUGGCAAGCCUGUGUUUCCAGCCUCAUUCGAUGCCUAAUCCAGCCCAAAGGCAGGAACCUAAGAACUUGACUUUGAACUUUGAAGACAUCUUGGGAGGGACGAAAGAGGCUCUGUCAACGCUAGAGCAGCUCAUGACUUGCUGGUGUGCUAAAAUACCGCAUAUGGCACUGUUGCACGCUUUUCUGGUCACGAGGAUUGUCUUCUGGCAUCGCGUAGCUGUUGGCAGCACGGUAUCAUACGUUGUGCAGCGUACCCCGGGAGGCUCCCCACAAAGCCACCAACGAUCGUUGUCAAUCUCAUCGAAUCCAAUGACAAUGGGGACAUACAUUCCUGAUGCCGAAGAGCAACGUCAGAUGCAACGGCUGUCGCUGGUCCGAAAUUUGAAGAAGAUGGAAGAGCUACUGCAGAUGUUUCGUAAAUCUGGAGACCUUCAUCGCUCGCUGGCUGUGUGUCUUCAGACCGAGUUUGAGCAGACCUCCCGAGACGUAAAUGCGUACGGGGAGACUUACGCCUGA
Molecule: messenger RNA, 1167 nt
Organism: Zasmidium cellare ATCC 36951
Lineage: Eukaryota; Fungi; Ascomycota; Dothideomycetes; Mycosphaerellales; Mycosphaerellaceae
Exons: 1
Coding region: 1-1167 (388 amino acids)
Biological process (GO): aflatoxin biosynthetic process; regulation of DNA-templated transcription
Cellular component (GO): nucleus
Molecular function (GO): DNA-binding transcription factor activity, RNA polymerase II-specific; zinc ion binding; DNA binding
Source: RefSeq, a predicted model, not a curated record